AUGACGGAGGGCAAGUUCAGUGUUGGUGGAUUUGAGUUGAAUGGACUCACAACUGGACUUUGGGAAGAGCGUUUAAUUUUACCAAGUUUUGGAUCUGAUGAUUCCUGGGCUAAUGAACACAAUGAAAACAGAAGUAAUGAUGGGCAAAACAACUCGAGACAUUGUGAUAGUAAAGCAAAACUUGAAAAAGCCACCAAUACUGAAAAAGGCGAUCUAAAUGCUAGGAGUAAAAGAGAUAGUGACGGUGAAGCGAAACAUCAAGAAGUUAAGGAUGAUGAAGAAAACAGUAAAGACGCUGGUGAUGAUGAAGAAAAAAAUACUCAAGCUAGCAACGGUGGAACAAAGGGUAAAAAGGCUAGCGAUUGUGUACAAAAUACAAAAACUAACGAAGGUGGAGCAAAGCUUGAAAAGACAUGUGUUGGAGAAGAAAACAUGAAAGCCAGUGAUUCUCGGGAAAAGUAUAAAAAAGCUGAUGAUGGUAGAGAAAAUAACAUAGAAAUUAGCGACAAUGAUGACAAUAUGAACAAGGCUACGGAUAAUUUUAAAAACGACAUGAAAGCUAUUGAUUCUGGAACAAAGCGUAGAAAAGGUGAUGAUAGCAAAGAUAAUAGAAUAGAAACAAGCAAUAGUCAUAAAAGCAAGAACAAGACCAGCGAUGGUGGAGCAGGACAUCAAAAAGCUAGUGAUGAUGGAGUUGGACAUGAAAAAGCUAGCGAUGGUGGAGCAGGAGAUGAAAAAGCUUGCGAUUGUGCAGUAGAACAUGAAAAAGCUAGCGAUUGUGAAGUAGGACAUAAAAACUAUAGCGAUGGUGGAGUAGGACAUAAAAAAGCCAGCAAUGGUGGAGUAGGACAUAAAAAAGCUAAUGAUGAAGAAGUAGAACAUGAAAAUCCUGUGUGGGUUUCCUAA
Molecule: messenger RNA, 906 nt
Organism: Xenia sp. Carnegie-2017
Lineage: Eukaryota; Metazoa; Cnidaria; Anthozoa; Malacalcyonacea; Xeniidae
Exons: 3
Coding region: 1-906 (301 amino acids)
Source: RefSeq, a predicted model, not a curated record